GGUAGUGGUCGGUAGCGAGCAGUAAGUUAUUAGUGGAAGUGUGUAAGUUGUGUGUAUUCUUUAAGUUCUUUAAGGAAUCAUUAGGAUCAUUCGAGAGAAAUUCAGUUUCCUCAUAUUUUGACAAAUUAUGGUGUUCGUGAUAUUAUUCCGCUGUUGCAAGUUCUAGUUGGGAUUCUGAUAAACUUCGCAACGCCCGCUCUGAGGGUGAUGUUUCUAGUAGAAUGCACAUUUUUACUGUUUUAUGCCCUUUCUCGCCUGUUACACAUACCAAUCCGACAUAAGGAAGUAGUGAGGGUCGUGAGAGCUGAUGGUUGCUGUUUCUAGGACGUAACUCCGCGCAGUCUGGUAGCCAGUUACCGACGUUAUGGAAGCAAGAGGUUCAGUCAAAAUGGGUGAACUAGGUGCCUUCAAAACUGAGCAACAAUCUGUUAGACUACACAACUUGUAAUAAAAGACACCAAGCUUCGUAAUCUCUGCCGGCCUCUACUGUGGGAAGGAAGAAGUCCAUGUCAGUGUGUGUGUGUUCACAAUUAUUAGUAUCUUUCCUUACAGACAUGGGCGAAUAUUCAGAGCAAGGAAUGCCGAGAAUCCUGCUACAGAGAGCUGAAGAAACAUUUCCUACUGUGACAGAAAGGAUGAACUGUACAAAUUCAGAGAAGGUUUUAAUUGGUCAUUAUGGUGAGAUAUACCCAGCAAGUUAUGAUGCAAACCAGGUCAUAAAUGUAAAAGCUGAGGAAGUCUCAGACUCACAAGAGGAAGCAGAUCCUGUGCAAAUAACAGUUCAGGAAGUAAAGGCUGAACCUGAGAACUGUACAAAUUCGGAGAAUGUUUUAGUGGGUCCGUAUGGUGAGACAUACCCAACGCCUCAUGAUGCACAUCACGUCAUGAAUAUAAAAGCUGAGGCAGUCUCAGAUGCAGAAGAGGAAGAGGAUCCUGUCCCAAUAACAUUUAUAGAAAUAAAGGCUGAACCUGAGGUGAGCUGUAUGUGCACUGUUAGGCAGAUGACACAAAUAUGCAGAAAUUCUGCUUGUCUGUCUGAUAUCUAUCUCUGUGAACAUGAAACAACUCUACUGCGCUGUUGACUAGAUUCUGAAAGAUUCUCUUUCCUGAAAUGUCUAGGCAACUGUAGUUUGUAGAAUGUUGCUUGUGAUGUACCAGUUCCGUUUUCUUUUGAGCAGAUCUAGUAUAGAUGAAAUGAAAUUCUGUAUAAACUGAAUGUUUGCGGUAACUUCUAUAUAGCUAAAAUCCUUCACAUUUUCUUUGUCUGUCCAGUCCACUAAGCAGUGCUUUGGUACUACAUCACAGAGUUCCCAGGAUCUAUAAAUGCUAAAGGUUAUCAUUUGUUUGUCUCCCAUGCAGUCUGUAUCCAUGUAAUAACAUAGAGGUGUCACUAGGUUGAAGAUUUGUUAUAGGAUAACUAAUGAUUCUCUAUAGCUCUGUGAUAAUGUUUGACAGAUUAUAGACACAUGUUGCCUGUUGCCCUUUGUUUGAAGUAAAUUUAAUUUACAUAACACUGUUGGAGUUGCCUCUGUCCCUGCUGUCAGGUGAUUGGUUCUCAUAAGAAAUUUUUUUUGUUCUUUUUCGGUUAGACAGAAAGGUGACUAAACAUUAGAUACAGAGAAUGUAUAAGAGGUAUAAAAAGCAAUAGUGAAGAACUGGCAUUGGCAGCACAUCCUAAAAUAUAGAUGCAGUUUUGGUUAAGUGGAAUCUACAGUGGAUGUAAUUAAACACACAAAGAAAGCUAGUAAUGAACAUCAAAGAAAAUUUCUACGUCUACAUAUAGACGGAGGUUCUUACUUUUCUCGGCCAGUUCAUAGCAACUGAUGCACCACUGGCUGCAAGAUGCAUACAAAUUUUUCCAGUGUAUCAGUAUGCCUGUGGCCAGUAACGUUUGGAAUGAAGUAUAUAAGUAUAUACACGUAGACAUUCCUUGCACCAGCAGAAGGGGUUCUGAUUAACCCUUAAAGCUGUUGUGCCGGAAUUGUUGCAAUUUCCCUAUGAAUAGUCUUUUUAGUUCUUCCAGGUGGUGUUUACUGUUUUAAACUUUGCCCUGCAAAGAACCACAGAAGAAAAUAUCUAAGUAUUAAGGUCGGGUGAAUGUGCCUGCCAAAUACCAGUGCUGAUAUUUCUGUCCCCAAAAGUACCAGGCAAAGCUUGUGUAGACGUACGUGAAAUGUGGGCAGUAGCUUAGUCUUGCUGAAACCAGCUGUAGAGUCUUUUUUCUUUUGUAACUCUCAAAAGAAUUGUCCAAGAAUGACCUAUACAUCAUUUUUUUUUAAUUUGUGGGGGUGGGACUGAGUCCACGUGGUACA
Messenger RNA from Cryptotermes secundus, 2312 nucleotides. RefSeq lists its product as uncharacterized. The record is from RefSeq and is a predicted model, not a curated record. Bases 507 to 1082 code for a protein of 191 amino acids. The transcript has 5 exons. Lineage: Eukaryota; Metazoa; Arthropoda; Insecta; Blattodea; Kalotermitidae.